Molecule: messenger RNA, 1913 nt
Organism: Durusdinium trenchii
Lineage: Eukaryota; Dinophyceae; Suessiales; Symbiodiniaceae
Source: the annotation of a GenBank genome assembly
AUGUCUGCUGCGGCCUCGGAGGCCGCCCCUUUGCGCUUCUCCGGAGAGAAUGAGGAUGGAAGAGAAUACAAGAGAUGGAAGACUUGGGUAAAGAACAAGCUCUUGACCCUGGACAAGUUACCUGAAACUGCUCGAGGAGCCUAUAUAUACACGUUGUUGGCUGGCAAGGCCUUGGAGGCUGUUGAACACCUGGAUCCUGGCGACUAUCAGAAGAAGGAUGGCGACCAGGUCCUGUGGUCGUUGCUGGACAAAAGGUUUCCUCAGCUGGAAGUGGUCGAUGAGCUUGGUGAAAUCCUGGGCGAGGUUUUCAAUCUUCGCUCCCAGGAGGGGGAAACGAUGAAACAAUGGGCUGCCAGAGCAUCGGAGCUGUUCGACCGAUGCCACAGGAAAACAGGAGUUCAGUUUCCUGACGAAGCCAGGGGCUGGCUUUUGUUGCACAGGGCCAACCUCAGCGAGGAGCAGAAGGCCGUGGUCAUUUCGCGUGCCCGUGGAGAUCUCAAACGGGAAUCCAUUGCAGCAGCUCUCCGAUCAUGCUACCCCGACCUUGUUGUUGGAAAACGGCGAACAGCCGUUGCAUUGGCAGAAGAGACCAUGGACGAUCCGACCGAGCCCCACGAUGCCUGGGAAGAAGAUUUUUCAGACGUGGAGCGCCUGCUGGAAGACCAUCAAUCGUCCGCUGAUUGGGCCGCUGACACGGAGGCCUACAAUGAAGCUGAGGCUGCUGGUGAGUGGACCCCUGACGAGGUCAUGCUGGUUUCCUCACCAGGAUUUGGUGUGUUGGAUUCGGGCUGUGGUAGGACAGUUGUUGGAGCUUCAACUUUACAGAGCUUUGAAAAGCUGUGGUCUCAGCGUGGCUGGACAGUGCCCUCCAAGAUUUCCGAGGUGCACCAGUUCAAGUUCGGAAAUGGUGAUGUGGAGACCUCCCACUAUUCCGUUCAGAUGCCCGUCAUCCUGGCUAAUCGCCGAGGGGUGAUCAGAGCUGCAGUGAUCAAAGGUGACGCUCCUCUUCUGGUGAGUCGCAGUGCCUUGAAGUCCCUUGGCGCCUCACUGGAUUUUCAGAAGGACUGUCUCAAUGUUUUUGGUCAAUCUGUUCCACUCAAGACAAAUGGAGCAGGACAGUAUGUGGUUGAUUUGCUUUCCCCCAAAGACACUCUAGCAGCUGAUUUCACGGAAGUCAUGACCCUUGAGCCUCAUCCUCAUCCAGCGAACCGGUCGCCGGAAGCGCCCGAAGCAGACACACCCUUGACUCUCGAGCCAUCUGCAUCGCCUGCGGCGGAUGAGAAGUAUGGUCUUCAAUUGCCUGAGAGUGACCGGUACAUCCGUAAGAGCACCCGUUUGUUGGUCUCUCAUGAAGACAUGUCCAGCCUGGGUCUCACAUGUGACCAGACUGGAACGCAUCAGUGUCAUGAUGUGAUCGCCGGAAGUGCACCUGGUGUUCCUCGUAUCAGUACAUUUGCUGGUGCCUACCCCGUGAAAUUUGUUCAAGCGGUGUUGAAUACGAUACCUCAGUUUCAGCUAGAUCGAUCCAAGGCCACCUCGUCAUGUGAAUGCAUCGCUCAUGUAGAAGUCAUCAAUGAAGAAGUCCCCGAUGCGUCAUGGACAGAGAUCCUAGCCGCUGGACAGGCCCCACAUGUGCAUUCCCAGAGGCCGAUCGUGAAGAUGAGCUCCCAGGACCAGGGAUCGAUUCCUCUCCCCAAGGGCAUCACCUCGAUGGACCAUUGGGGUAAGACCUUGAUCACUUCAGGAAAGCUGUCUAAGCAGAACCUCAGCUAUGAAGACCUUGCAAGUUCACCUGAGACGGAUUUGGUGAACUACAGUCGAUGGCUCAUGGCGCGGAAAGACCGCACCAACAUGUCGCCACCCAUCAAGGACCUCAUUGCCUACUUGCUGGCUUACACGGAGUUGGCUGAGGG